GUCGCAGAAAACAGGCGUCUGUUAAGUAUUUACUACGUUUCCCAUGAGCACCCGCACGAUUAAAGACUACACAAGUCAACAUGGCGGGAAUAGGAGCUUUCCUGAAGAAUGCUUGGAAUAAGGAGCCCGUUAUCGUGGCGUCUUGUGCUAUUGGAGUGUUAGGCAUUGCUGUACCGCUCCUCAGCCCCAUCACAAAAUAUACAGGAAUGAUCAAUUCAGCUGUGCCAUACAACUACCCAGUCCCAGUGCGAGAUGACGGAAACAUGCCCGAUGUUCCCGACCAUCCAUGUGAUCCGAAAGGAAACAACCUUGAAUGGCUUAAAAACCUGUAACUUCACAAAUCAACCUAUCAGCACUUGCGCUGUUCGUCUUGUUCAUAUGUGUCUGCAUAAGUGCUCAGUGUGUCCUGAAAUAAAGAGUCUCUAUUUAAUUCAA
Labrus bergylta (ballan wrasse) is the source of this 435-nucleotide messenger RNA. RefSeq names its product NADH:ubiquinone oxidoreductase subunit A3 (gene ndufa3). Gene Ontology annotation, cellular component: mitochondrial inner membrane. The record is from RefSeq and is a predicted model, not a curated record. NCBI's taxonomy places the organism in Eukaryota, Metazoa, Chordata, Actinopteri, Labriformes, Labridae.